AUGGAGCUCGAUACCGGCUCAGCCACAUACGUUGUUUCUUGGAGCACCAUAAAGAGGCUUAUUCUACAGCUUGCGAAGCACCAUUUGCAGAGCUGCAAUUUGACCCUCAGAGACUAUCAGGGAAACCUGAUCCCUGUAAUCGGCACUAGCAAAUUUAGGGUGCAGUUCAAGGGAUUUGAAGGCAGGCUUCUGCUCAUAAUCAUUGAUGGAACGCUGCCCAGUCUCCUUGGGCUGCAUUGGUUUGACUCCCUCGGCCUGCAGAUCAGCGGCAUACAUAGCGUAAACCAAUCCAACCUGAACUACCUAGUUAGAAAAUUUCCCGCUGUGUUUGACGGUCAGCUGGGCCAUUACACUGGCACGCCUGUCUCUUUCAACCUUGAUCCUUCAGUGCCACCCAUCCGCAUGAAGCCGCGUUGUGUGUCAAUCGCCCUCAAGCCUAAAGUAGAUGCUGAACUAGACAAGCUCAUUGCACAGGGGGUCCUUGAGCCGGUGGACCAUGCGAGAUGGGAGACCCCCAUCGUCCUGCCAAUCAAGCCCGAUGGCAGUGUCAGAAUCUGCACUGACUACCGCUGCUCCAUCAACCGCGCACUGCCAUCUAACGCCUACCCCGUGCCGAUGGUCCAACACCUACUUCAUACCUUGGCUGAAGCCCAAAUCAUCAUAACUCACUGGGGCGCUUUCAAAUGCUGCCGGUUACAAUUUGGGGUAAGCAUUGCCCCGGGCUUGUUCCAAAGCUUGAUGGAGCGGUUGCUCCAAGGACUCAGUGGCGUCGUCCCAUACUUUGAUGACGUCCUAAUUUCCGCCUCCUGCCAUGAGGAGCUGAUGUCCCGGCUGUCCAACCACAAGCCACUCCUCGGGUUGCUCGCUGGGGACAGGCAAGCUCCGCAGGUGAUGUCCCUUCGCAUGACCCGGUGGUCUGUAUUCCUAGCUGCUUAUGAUUACUCCCUGAUCCACUGCCUGGGCAAGCAAAUCGCCCACGCCGAUGCCCUGGGUAGAUGCCCCCUGCCGGACGCGCUAGAAGAUCUUGCGCCAGUGUCUUCUGUGCUACUUGUGGAAGACCUGGGCCUGCCGGUCAUGGCUGCUGACAUCGCCCGGUUGUCCGCAAAGGACCAGGGACAGGUCCUCCUCAUUGUGGUGGACGUGUUUUCCAUAUGGCUGGAGGUUGUCAGAAUGCCAUCCACCACUGUGGAUGCACUGAUAGCGGCCCUCUGGAGGUUAUUCGCCAUCCAUGGGAUCCUGGACAUGCUGGUGUCCGACAAUGGACCUCAGCUGACGUCCACCAAAUUUGAGGCCUUCCUGGCCUCUAUGGGGAUUCGGCACGCGUUGAUUUCCCCUUUUCACCCAGCUAGCAACGGCUUGGCAGAGCGCAUGAUCCACCCCUCCAAGGAGGCCCUCGCCAAAAUGAGCCCAGCCGGUUGGCAGAAACACAUAGAUGCUUUCCUGCUGGCCCAUCACACAACACCAUGCCCAGAUACUAACAUGAGCCCUGCAGAGCUAUUAAUGGGCUAA
Molecule: messenger RNA, 1509 nt
Organism: Thamnophis sirtalis
Lineage: Eukaryota; Metazoa; Chordata; Lepidosauria; Squamata; Natricidae
Source: RefSeq, a predicted model, not a curated record